AUGCGUCGUAUUCCCAUCAAAAAAAGGCACAAUGUCACUCGUCUUGUGCAAAGCCAGGGCCUAGUCUUCGCCGACCUCGUUGCCCCCGGUGGAUCGGAGCCCUACUGGCCAGAUGACCGCUAUUACUCCUUUACCAACGCGGAGAUCCAUCUCCUUGAGGAGGCUGCUCGAGACGUAUUCGCAAUGUGUUGCGAAGCGGCAGACUACCUCGUGGAACAUCCAGACAUGAUCACCAACAAAAUGGCGGUGCCCGCAUACUGUCUUGAACAGAUUACAAAGUCAUGGAAUCGUGAGCCCGCCUGGGGCAGUAUCUAUGGCCGUUUCGACGUCUGCUUCGGAGGUCUCGACCAUCCAGACCCGAGACUGCGAACACCAAAGUUCUACGAGUUCAACGCGGACACGCCGACCUCGGUCAUCGAGGCCGCGUCGAUUCAAUGGCUCUGGUUGGAACAAACCGGACGUGGUGGUGACCAGUUCAACAGCAUCACCGAGAAGCUUAUCCAUGGCUGGAAUCGCAACUUGACGCUCAUCAGCAGUGAACUCGGGCACAAGCCUGUUGUUUACUUCGCCAUCGGGGAGGGGGAUUCAACAGGCGAGGAUGCUUUGAACGCCAUGAUGUUGAUGGAGACGUGCCAGAAAGCAGGCUGGAUGACCAACGCCAUUACCAUAGAAGAAAUAUCACUAUCCAAGCAGGAUGGUCGCUUCUACGAUACGCAAGGAAAUCACAUUGACGUCAUCUUCAAGUUAUAUCCGUGGGAGUUUUUGAUGGACGAGCAGUUUGGAGAAGCGUGCUUCAGAGACAUGGAAAAUAUCGGGAUGCGCGAUGAAGCCGGAAACUACGUUGGCGGAACGAUCUGGAUCGAGCCCCCCUACAAGCUUCUGUGGAGCAACAAGUCAAUCUUCGCCGUCCUUUGGGAUAUGUUCAAGGAUGACCCCAGAGGCAAGUGGCUUCUCCCCACUUACUUCGAGAACGAGGCGCCUGCCACGAUGGCAAGCUACGCGCGGAAGCCCAUCUUCGCUCGUGAGGGCGCCGACGUUGUCCUGAAGAAGAACGGCGAGGUGAUCCAAGAUGCGUCAACAGGGCAAUAUGGUGCAGAAGGGUACAUCAUACAAGAGCUUGCUGUGCUCCCCGAGUUCAAGGACGCAGAAAGCAGCUCGUACUACCCCGUGCUGGGGUUGUGGUUCGUGGAUGGUGACCCUGCAGGCAUGGGGAUCCGCGAGGAUGGGACACCGAUUACUACCAACGCCUCUGUGUUUAUACCACACUCGAUCGAGGAUGUACCGGUAAAUUAUGUUCGGUCAAAGGCUCCUUGUGACGAUGAGAUUGAGGCAAACUUGAGGGUUGAGCCAUUCUUUGACUCUUUUGAGAAAAGGGAAGAGGAUAAGAUAAUCAACUACAUUAAGAAAAUUAUACUCUAG
This is a messenger RNA of Colletotrichum truncatum, 1419 nucleotides long. RefSeq names its product glutathionylspermidine synthase. The record is from RefSeq and is a predicted model, not a curated record. Lineage: Eukaryota; Fungi; Ascomycota; Sordariomycetes; Glomerellales; Glomerellaceae.